AUGGACAAAUUUGUUAUAAGAAAAUCAAUUACAAAGACAAGUUUAAAACUAAUUAUAACAGAGAAUUCAGAAGUUGCUGGAGUGUUGUGGCCUUUAGAUUGGUCUGCUGAACAAUGGGCACAAAAAAAAGAAAAACAUACAUGGCUUUUUUGUAAAAAUGGAUUAUUGGGAUGUAAAACUUGCUUUGAAGUUAGUUGCUUAAAAACAUUUAAGAGUCGAGACUUUGAAAUUUCUAAAGAAUGGUCGUCUUGUCAAAUUAGUGGAGGUACAAGUAUAGAUAGUAUUGAUACACAGUAUAAAAAACUAUAA
Macrosiphum euphorbiae (potato aphid) is the source of this 309-nucleotide messenger RNA. The record is from the annotation of a GenBank genome assembly. NCBI's taxonomy places the organism in Eukaryota, Metazoa, Arthropoda, Insecta, Hemiptera, Aphididae.